Sclerotinia sclerotiorum 1980 UF-70 is the source of this 1341-nucleotide messenger RNA. RefSeq lists its product as hypothetical. The transcript is spliced from 2 exons. Lineage: Eukaryota; Fungi; Ascomycota; Leotiomycetes; Helotiales; Sclerotiniaceae. The record is from RefSeq and is a predicted model, not a curated record. Gene Ontology annotation, molecular function: NAD+ binding. The coding region runs from base 1 to 1341 and encodes 446 amino acids.
AUGGGCCAGGAAGCAUCUCAUGCGCAAAUCAAUCCUGAUGAUCCUCCUCAUACGCUUCCAGCCCGUUCGAUCGAAGGGGUCGCCGAGUUUAUCAAAAAUGGCCAAGCAAAGAACAUCGUUGUUUUGACCGGAGCAGGCAUAUCCACAAGUGCAGGUAUACCAGACUUCCGUUCACCAGAGACCGGCAUAUACGCAAAUCUGGCCGAACUUGAUCUUCCUUAUGCAGAAGCUGUUUUCGAUAUCGACUUCUUCCGCGAGAAUCCGGCUCCUUUUUAUGUCCUGGCAAAAGAACUCUAUCCCGGCCAAUUCUACCCUACAAUAUCACAUGCUUUCGUCGCGUUGAUUGAAAAGAAAGGGUUGCUUAGAAUGCUCUUUACACAAAAUAUCGAUUGUUUGGAACGUCGAGCCGGAGUUUCUUCGGAAAAGGUCAUUGAAGCCCAUGGAAGUUUUGCAACCCAAAGGUGCAUUGAUUGUAAGACCGAAUAUCCCGAUGAUAUGAUGAAGAAAGCCAUACAGGAAGGAGACCCUGCGACUUGUUUGGUUCCACAAUGUGGUGGUCUAGUUAAACCAGAUAUUGUCUUCUUUGGUGAACAGCUUCCAGAAGCCUUUCACAGCCAUAAAAUGAUUCCAGCGACAGCUGAUUUAAUUAUUGUGAUGGGUACCAGCUUAAGUGUUCAGCCCUUUGCCAUGCUGCCAAGCCUUCCCGCUGAUACGGUUCCAAGACUAUUGUUCAACAUGAUUUCUGUAGGCGAUUUUGGGAGUAGGUUGGAUGAUGUAGUUGUUCUUGGUGAUUGUGACACUGGUGUCAGGAAGCUAGCCGAUGCCUUGGGAUGGCGAGCGGAAUUGGAAGAAUUAUGGAUAUCAGUCGGAGGAAAUACGAGGCAAAAAGAGGCUGAGAAAGCCGCAGAAGCUAGGCUCAAUAUGUCAAGAGACGAACGCCAUGAAGUAGACAUCGAAAAGCUGACGACUGAAAUUGAUGAAGCAUUAAAGUUUUCCGGCAACCAUACGCACAGGGUAAUUGCCGACCUUCAGAAAAGCCCGCCUAUAAAUUCAACACCCUCACCUCCGCCUCCUGAAGCUAUGCCUACGCGGGCACCUACGGAAUUUACUGCUGAUAAGAGCUCGCUUCUUUCGGAUAUCACGAAUGGAGCAGCACUGAAGGAUGCCACAACCAUUGUUCGAUCGACGCCGAUUAUUGACGAAAAAGGUGCCACAACUAAGCCAGCGCUUGCGGACUCACAUUCCUCGGCCGGGAAGCGCGAUGAAAACUCGAGUGUUGUGCUUGAUGCUACAAUGCCUCAAAAUAUGCCAAACUCUUUCAACCUCACCACAAACUCUUGA